Molecule: messenger RNA, 810 nt
Organism: Neohortaea acidophila
Lineage: Eukaryota; Fungi; Ascomycota; Dothideomycetes; Mycosphaerellales; Teratosphaeriaceae
Product: concanavalin A-like lectin/glucanase domain-containing protein
Exons: 5
Coding region: 1-810 (269 amino acids)
Biological process (GO): polysaccharide catabolic process
Molecular function (GO): cellulase activity
Source: RefSeq, a predicted model, not a curated record
AUGGCUGACAUGUUCUCCCUCAUCACCUUCCUUGGGCUGCUCCUCGCUCCUCUUGCUUGCUCGCAGGAUAUCGCGGAAACCUUGUGCGGGCAAUAUGGCGUCUACUCUGCUGAGCCAUAUCUCUAUAACAACAACGCUUGGAAUGAGAUCUCGAACAGUGUAGAGGGAGCAUUCCAUCCCUUCUAUACCCUAUGGAAGUGGACCUCGGAGCCGCCCGUGGUCCACGGCUUUCCCGACAUCGAACUCAAGACCGACCUUCUGCCGCUGCAAGUCAGCUCGCUGCAUGCGCUCAACGUUUCCGCAUCAUGGUCGCUCAAGCCGGUGUCUCUGAUCCCAGGCGCCUCUGCCGAUCCCAACACGCAGCCAGACGCCGAUGCCCUGCAAGCAAAUGGCAUCCAGUGCAAUGUCGCUCUUGACAUGUUUGCCGACGCGAAUGCAGAAGCCUCGCAAACUCCCGCCAAGCAGAAAUACGAGAUCAUGGUUUGGCACGCUCGAUUCGGCGCAGCUGCUGUGCCGAUUGGCUGGACGAGCGGUGCGGUUGCUACCAUCACGAUUGGCGGCUCCGAUUACUCGCUGUACACUGGCACGAAUUCCAACGGCCAAACCGUCCUCACCUGGCUCGCCAACGAGACGGUGACGGACUUUAGCUUCGACGUUGCCCCUUUGAUGGGUUUCCUUGUUGACCAGCAGCACCUACCUAGCGAUGUCUAUUUAGGGACGAUCCAGUUCGGCAGCGAGACCUUCUAUGCCGACAACCAGAUGAACUUCUCCGUCUCGGCCUUCUCCGCAUGCCAUUGGGAAUCACCGUGA